Botrytis cinerea B05.10 is the source of this 848-nucleotide messenger RNA. It is a transcript of the gene Bcrpb8, whose product is annotated as Bcrpb8. Gene Ontology annotation, molecular function: DNA-directed RNA polymerase activity. The record is from RefSeq and is a predicted model, not a curated record. Gene Ontology annotation, cellular component: RNA polymerase I complex; RNA polymerase II, core complex; RNA polymerase III complex. The transcript is spliced from 2 exons. Lineage: Eukaryota; Fungi; Ascomycota; Leotiomycetes; Helotiales; Sclerotiniaceae. Bases 269 to 724 code for a protein of 151 amino acids. Gene Ontology annotation, biological process: DNA-templated transcription.
GGAACAUUCGUUUGACCGAUCUCCGGCUGGAUUUUUGAUGGUUUUGGCAGAGUGCAAUAUUUUGCGAAAGACAAUGCUUCUUUUACUAAGUAUUUACUUACAGCAACGCCAUUGAUACCACACUCUCGAGUGAUUUAAUUCAAAGUCCGACAGAAUUAUAUUUUUGAUACCUCGAUCAUUCCGCCCAAGGAUCAAUACAAGCCGCCAACGGUCCUCAAGUUUACAUACUGCCAUCUCAAUUUCCCCGAUCUCCAAUUUCUAAUCCACAAUGUCUGGUCCUCAAGACGCGCAACUUUUCGACGAGCACUUCACCGUCAACGAAUUGGACCAUAAGAAAUAUGUACGAGUAGGACGCAUCAAGGCCACCUCCACGGUCGACCAUUCCGUGUCGAUGCUUUUGGAUAUCAAUACCGAGCUAUUCCCCUUAGCCGUCGGCGACAACAUUCGCGUUGUGCUUGCGACAUCUCUGAAUUUGGAUGGCACAAAGGAUGACGGAAAGGGAUGGAGAGAUGCUAACCGCAUGGGAUUGGGGGGUGAGGCCUCGCUUGCGGAUAUGUUUGAUUAUGUUUGUCAUGGGAAGAUUUACAAGUUUGAGGAUCAGGAGAACAGUGAUCUUAUUAAGGCAUACAUCUCCUUCGGCGGAUUGUUAAUGGGAUUGGAGGGUCCUUACAAGAAGCUUACACCUUUAAGAGUCGACUAUGUCUAUCUUCUCGUCAAGAAAUAGAUAGACUAGGAAAAUCGCCCGGGAAACUGUCUGGGGAACCAAAAAUGAAUAGAUGAAAGGACUCGCUAUCUAUGUUGUAGUGAAAUCUUGUGAGGAAUCUGGCAGACGAAAAUCGACAGUUACA